This is a messenger RNA of Grus americana (Whooping crane), 11280 nucleotides long. RefSeq names its product mitotic deacetylase associated SANT domain protein (gene MIDEAS). The record is from RefSeq and is a predicted model, not a curated record. Lineage: Eukaryota; Metazoa; Chordata; Aves; Gruiformes; Gruidae. The transcript is spliced from 14 exons. Gene Ontology annotation, biological process: negative regulation of DNA-templated transcription; regulation of transcription by RNA polymerase II. The coding region runs from base 2001 to 5345 and encodes 1114 amino acids. Gene Ontology annotation, cellular component: histone deacetylase complex; transcription regulator complex. Gene Ontology annotation, molecular function: transcription corepressor activity.
AACACACUUAAGCCUGGAAGUGUGUUGCCAUUUUACUGUGCUACUGCAGGCUGACUCUUGUGCUGAAAUUAAAGUAAAACAAAACAAAAAAAACCAACCCAAAGCUGGUAAUUGGCUAGGAUGAUGAUAAUGUGAGCUCAUCCCUCAACCUCAGGGAGGGAAGCCUGCUUAGUCAUAGAGCCAGCAGUGCUCAGCCAAUGAAGCUGCCGAGUGUGAGCUUUCCUGGAGCAUAGUCAUGCUGCAGCUUGAACAUUUAUCACUUCAGCUUAAACUAUGGACUAUUAUUAUUAGGAUGACAUACAGGAUAUUUUUCUGCAAUUAUUCUAUAUAGAAAGAAAUUCUAAAAAGCUAAUUUUGUGAUGUGUUCUUUUACCAUCUAAUACUGGAUGCACCAGAUCCUCUUUUUUUUUUCUUUCCCUUGGUGAUCUCUUAGUUAGAAUUUAUUUAUUGCACACAAUUGGGAGAGCUGGGACGUUCAAUAAGCAUGUUUUGUUCAAAGUACUUUAAAUCUCUUUCCUCCCCAGUAAUGUAAUUUUCACUAUCCUGUUUUUUCUGCUGUUGUAACUUGAGUUGUUCUUCAAUCACUACAGUCUUCUCAAGUGAUGAGAUAACCUAAAGGAGGGAAAGGAAUAUGUACUUCUGUGUUCCAUGAAGGGAGUCCUAAAAAAUAUUGCAUGGCUCUUAGGGAAGUUAUCUCUGAACUUACUUUUUUUGUAAACUUUGCACAUUAAUAUUUUUGUUACAUCUCUUUCCUAGAUAGGUGCAGUUCUAAACUGAGUUAGGCUUUGCAAUGCUGGUGGCUUCUUACCUAGUAAUGGAAAAAACAGAGCCAAAGUCCAACACAAGUGGAGGUUUGUGCUAAUGCAACAUUUUCUCGCUAACCUCAGAGCCCUCUUUCUAAAGGUCUUCUGGAUACUUGUGUGUAUGGUAGUUGCAAAUCUCAGUUACCACUAUUAAGAACAGCAUCAGCUGUUUGUUUGGGGUUUUUUCCUUCCUUUUUUUAGAAGUGUUAAAAACACAGACCCUUGAAGUUGUGUGCCAGCUUUUAGGCAGUUAUCUUUGCGUUCUCUCUCAAAGUGUAGGAAAUCUACAGCAGAGCUUCUAAAGGUUGUCUGGCAGGUUUAAAUUUGGUCUAGUAGUAAUGUCUUCUGAUACACAGAAAAACUUGCCAUGUUUUCCUCGGAGUUAGGUGACUGAUCAAUACAACAGCAUGCAGAAGCAUCUGUGGAAGGAAAACUGUUACAAGGUUAUCUAGUUUGGAGAGAAAAAUAGCUUGUGAUGAUUUCAGAAAGUAAGAUUGUGUCAGCAACCACUGCUAGUAGUAUUACCUCAGGGACUGUGGUUUAGCUGUUAGCUCUGUUACAUUUGUAACACUACUGCAAAAAGCAAGGAGUGAGAAUAACAUUAAUGCCUCCUAAGAGACAUAGCAACCUUUCCACCUCUACGUUUUUGCUACCAGGGAUCCAGUUUCCUGCUGUAGGAUGUUUUUUCCUCUUCUAAUGAAGUUUUGAAAUAGGAAAAACUUACUUUAUGAAAUCCUCGUUUGUGUGCUAGUUGCAGUUUAGAGAGAAUUUUCCAUCUCACGUGUUCACAAUUUCUCCUAGAGUUAUUUUUGUCCUGUUGAAAGAGGACUGGAAAAUGAGCCGAGACGUUGUGCUUAGAGGAGGGAGGAACACCCUGGCUCCGUGAUACAGGGUGGCAGAGGUCCACGGCCCAUGGUUCCAGGAGCACUGAAGCCAAGCUUGGCCUCUGAGGUGGAAGUUGCGACCUGUAACUAAGUGGACCCUACUGACCUCUGAACCACAAAGGAUAAGAGUGAAAAGAAGUGGGAGAAGCACACGAAGAAAAAGGAAGUGGAUGCACUUUCAUCUGGACUUCUUUCCUGCCCUUUAUUACUAAAACUGAAUGGAAAAGAGAGACUUCCGUGCCUUUCCUCCACCAGCCUCAAGCAUGGGUGGAUUGUAAAUACAGUGUGUGCAGCUGGGAGAAUAGACUGAACCAUGAAUCUUCAGGCUCAGCAAAAGUCUUCAAGCAAAAGGACUGGGAAACGAAUUGCCUAUUUUAAUGAGCAGGAAAUAGCUGUAUCAUCAAAAGAAUCACAGCAGCAGCUUAAAGAAGGACAGUACUAUGGUCAUGGAGGGAAUAUUCCGGUCUCCCAAACUAUGGAGAUUCCUCACACAGGAGGAUUAGCAAGUCCUCCCAACAAUGUUGCUUUGAUGAACUCUGUUUACAAUCAAGAUAGGGGAGAAUCAAUGAUGAUGUCCCAGGCAGUAACAGCUGUCAAAUGGCAGAAUUCACUAAUGGGAAACCGGUUGCCAGAGAGGGGUGACAGCCACUGGCAGUCUCCACCUUCAAUGUGGAACCACAGUAUGGUUUUUGGGGGCAACCCAAAAGGACCCCACUCCAAUGCUGGUGCUCCAGGCUUCUAUGGCCACCCAGAAGCCCUUAAAAGAAAUCAAGAGAAAGGAGUGUUCGUGUCACAGCUGGACUUGUAUGGAGAUGCCGUCCAGCAGAUGAUGUCCCAGAAGGCUCAGCUGGAGCAGCAAGCACUGGUGAGACAGCAAGCUCAAAUGAAUUCUUUUCAUCAGAUGCAGAAACAGCAGCAGCAGAAUCAAAGUCUGCCGUUGCAGCCUUUCCAACUUGCAUUUGGUCACCAAGGCCAAAAGCAGGGUCUUCCUGAAUUGUUACAUGUCUUUCAAGAAGCCCCAGCUUCUUCCAGUCCAGCAUUUACUGCUCAACAAAAACAGCAAGCUCUUCCCCAGCUACAACUGUUUGAAAAUUUCUAUCCUCAACAGCAGCAGCAACAGGCUGCCACACAAGCCUUCAGUCUGCAGCAAACUACUUCCAUAGCACAGCCUCAUGUGGCAGCUGCGGCACCUCAGCAUCACAUGAUGGCACACCAGUUUCAGCAAACAGAGCGGAACCAGGAACUAUUCAAGGCUCUAACAGAGCAGAACCAACAGACUGUGCUACCUCAGACCCAGAUUCCCUUUCCAAGAAGGUCACGGAGACUCUCCAAAGAAGGUGUCCUGCUGACAUCUACAGGAGAAGUGUUGGCUUCCAAGCAGGCAGAAGAACAACCCAGCAAUUUAUUUCUACAUCACUGGCAAGCACAUCAGCAAGAGGUCCCAUUACAGCAGCCGCCUGAAUCACUGGCCCACAACAAAAGUAGCUAUUCGCACCCCAAGAGAAUGGAUCUGGGCCAGAAGGAUGUCCUGGUCAAUAGUGAGCUGUGCCAGAUGGAACCAGACAGGCAAGCCACAGCCCAGAAUGGUAGAGAUGGGGAGAAACAGGCGGCAGCAGCUGAAGAAAACACUCAGAGAACUAAUGAUUUUCAGGGUGUCAGAGGUGGUGUAAUCCAGAGUACACGACGGAGACGGCGUGUUUCUCAAGAAGCCAAUUUGCUAACUUUGGCCCAAAAAGCUGUUGAGCUGGCUUCUCUUCAGAAUGUAAAGGAACUGGAUACCUCAGAAGAGAAGAAGAGUGUGCUGAUAGCAGCUCCAGGACCUACAGCUGCAAAAAGUGUUGUGGAAUUUGCCAGUUCUUCGCCAGCUCCAAAAAGAGCCCGGGAGGAUAACAGCCUUGUGCCUCUUAUCAUUCCUGUGUCUGUGCCAGUGAGAAAAAUUGACUUGCAGACCCUUGGAAAGGAAAAGUCUGAGGAUGGAAAGCUCCAGAGAGGCCAAACAAAUGAUCGAGCUCCUUGUGAACGCAAGCCUUCUGUGAUAGUCACUCGGAGGCGAUCUAAUCGUAAUACUAACGUGGAAACCUCAAAUCAGCAUGAAGAUGCUGUUCCAAAGGAUGAAGCAGAGGGCUUUGCCCGGAAACCAAAGCAGCGGCCAAGACCUGAGCCACUCUUCAUACCACCAAAAGCUGGCACCUUUAUUGCACCACCUGUUUAUUCUAAUAUUACUCCAUAUCAGAGCCACUUACGGUCACCUGUCCGUCUGGCAGAUCAUCCUUCAGAUAGGAACUUUGAGCUACCUCCUUACACUCCUCCGCCAAUUCUAAGUCCAGUGAGAGAAGGAUCUGGGCUAUAUUUUAAUGCCAUCCUCUCUUCAAGUGGUCAUUCGGUUCCACCUCCAAUGACUCCUAAAAGUGCUCACAGAACUCUGCUUAGAUCAAAUAGUUCAGAAGUUACCCCUCCUGUUCUUACAGUAGUGGGGGAAGCCACCCCAGUCAGCAUUGAACCGCGAAUAAAUGUAGGAACUCGCUUUCAAGCAGAAAUCCCAUCACUCCAAGACAGAUCUCUGGCAGCAGUUGAUGAACAUAAAGCAGAGCUGGUGUGGCAGCCAUGGGGUGACCUGGAAACCAACAAAGUCACCCAAGAGAAUGUGGAAAACCUGCUAGCUGCUGCCUGUUCAAGCAUUUUUCCUGGGGCUGGAACCAACCAGGAGCUGGCGCUGCAUUUCUUACAUGAAGCAAAGGGAAGCAUUCUGGGAGCUUUGACCAAACUGCUAUUGAAGAGGCCAGUACGAUUGCCUACUCACCCUUUGGCAGAUUAUCACUACACAGGAUCAGACAAGUGGAAAGUUGCUGAAAAAAAACUUUUCAACAAAGGCAUUGCAAUCUACAAGAAAGACUUUUUCUUGGUCCAAAAGCUUAUAAAAACCAAAACAGUGGCUCAGUGUGUGGAAUUCUACUACACAUACAAGAAACAGGUGAAAAUUGGUCGGAAUGGGACCUUAAUCUUUGGGGACAUUGAUGUUGCUAGUGAGAAAUCUAUGAAAGAUGAAGCUGAGGUUGACAUCAAGAGUUCCCAUAGGUUUGCACGUGUUCUUCCUCCCAGAAGGGACAUUUACAGUGAAGAACAGGGGCACAUGGAGGAGGAGGAAGAGGAGGAGGAGGAAGAAGCAGAGGAAGGGUUGGAUAACAGAAGGAAGAACACAGUUCUUCUCAGAGAUGAACAGACACUACAAGAUGGUGUAAUAGCCAGUGAUGCCAAUAUGAGGAGCCAAGAGGCAACUGUCACAGGCAGAGUUGGAAGGAAGCCAAGGGAGACCACAGUGAAGCAUCGAAAGCCUCUUACUGCUCCAGUGCAGAGGAGGAGACGGAAACAGAAGAUAAAAUCAGAUGCUACCAGUAAAACUCAGAACACAGAAAACACCUUUCCAUGUAAAAAAUGUGGCAGGGUGUUCUACAAGGUGAAGAGCCGCAGCGCCCACAUGAAAAGCCAUGCAGAGCAGGAGAAGAAGGCGGCCGCACUGAAGCAGCAAGAGAAAGAGGCAGCAGCGGCAGCGGCGGCAGCAGCAGCGCACAGCCAGGCCCAGCAGGAAGAGAGCAGCGAAAGCGGGAGCAGCAGCAGUGGAAGCAGCAGUGCGAGCUCAGAUGAAGAUGGAGAAAUAUAGCAGCAGACCAGAAGUGGAGGGAGUAGCAAGGCUGGACCCAACCUCCCUCUUGGUGGUCUCAAUUUUUUUGCUUGCACUUUUCUUACCUGAACCAUCAGGUCUCAGGUUCAGUGCUGCCGUUUCCUCAUGCCACAUGUUUCGCUUCACCUUGCCAGUACUGACCAAGCCAGAAUGGUGGAUGAAAAGAUUUCUUUCAACUUGGAUGUUUGGGUUUGUUUUGUUGGUUUUUUUUAAACAAAUAAGAUUUCUAUUCUAUUUAUAAUAAUAUCUGAGGUACAUAAUAGAACAAUGUCACCUGCAGUGGAAGAAAGUUCUCUCUUGGGUCAGUCAGACCUUUCUUUUUAUGCUUGUCAGGAAUCAUGAUAACAGGACUCUUGGAUAUAAAGGUUUCCAGAUCGGAGCAAAAAAAUGAUGCUCUGCUCUGAGCUAGCUGUAUCCAGUUACUGUGACACUGGUGAUUUCUAGAUGUUUCCUUUUUCAGCAUGUUCUUCUUCCUGUUACACUUUCCUGCCUUUCUUUCUGAGCAUUUAUUCAGGCAGCCAACAAGUUUUGUGGAAAGAUGGUGUGCACUUUUGGCCUCUGCUUCACAAAAAUGAAAAGUGGGAUGAGCAAGACACUCUUCUUCCUUUUGAGAGGAAGCUUUAUUUUUCAAAAGUAAGCGUGAGGUGGUUUCUUUUAUGCCAUUAAGAAUGCAGCAAUGGAUAUAAAAAUAUCCUGUGGGAUUAGAGUAGCCACAGGCCUUGCGGGUUGUCUCAUCUUGGAAAACAAAAGUCUGCCUUUGAUUAACUUAAUGGAAAGUAGUCUGGGCUUCACAAGUGCAAUUUGAAAUGUAAACUGCUGGUUUUGACUUUGCAUAAAUGGGAGCAAGUUUGUUUAGUGAAAAUGAACCAAGACCUUCUCAUGCGCUGGAUUGUGUGCACCUCAGAGAUGGGAGGAACGUACUCUCAUCUCCAGCAGUCCCCUUAAAUCCCUCUGUGUAUGGCUUUUACCUCUGCACACAUCCAUUUCUUUCUUGUGGCAGCCCUCAUUUAUUCCUUGAAAUUGCCAUCAUCAAGAGCUUCUAUGGUGGGGCCCUAGUUUCCCAAAUACUUCCUGUCAGACAGUACAUAUGUGCAGGAGGAGCUUGUCACUUCUUUCCACACUGGUGGCUGGACAGCCCUGCCUGCUGGGUUGUCCUGCUGCGAGCCUUGCUCUUUGCUGAAAGGCUGACUCUUCCUUCAGAACUGACACGUGCUAAUAGCCCAGAAGGUCCAGCCACCAAAAACCUGCCGGUGAAAGAGAGUUAAGAAGUAGUAAAGUUCAGGUGACAUAGAUGUUAGAUUUGCAUGGGAUUGUUCUGUACAUCUUUAUAGCCUUUGCUUCCUCCUGCUUCACAACCGGUCAGUCCCAGCCCCGUACCCUGGCUGCCCAGCUCCCUCCAGCCAGCAGUCAGAAGCAGCGCUGAUCCCCCGGCUUCCUGGGAGCCGGCACUGUCAGAUUGCGUGUGCACUGCUUCAGGGGUGCAAUACCGAAGGAGCUGAUGGCUCCUGUGUUCCCAAGCAGGGAUCCUAGGGGGAUUGCUGUACAUGAUCUACAGAGUGUUCCUGACUGGCUGAUUUUUUUUAUUUUAUUUUUUAAAUCUUGACCCUUCAAGCUGCUAGAUAAAUUCCAGGUUAAGUAUGGAAAGUGGUUCUAACUCCAGCAUGCCAUCUGGCAAUCUUUUCCUGCCCUGUGGUUUUAUGCAACCAUGAUUGCUUGACUCUCUAAGUCUGGGAGGCUGUGUAUCGUACCGUGUUUGCUUUGACAUAUAUAUGCCUUUGGAUAGAAUCCCUUUCUCUUAAUAGCAGAAACAGUUACUGCUCUUACAAAAUAGGUAGGAGUAUCAUUAAGGAUGGCACUUUUUUCAAUGUUGACACUUUUGCCUUUAAGUGUGCAAUUUUCUGCCAGGGUUGUAUUUUUCAUUCCUAACAAGAUUAGGUUUCUUUUCAGCAUUUGGAUGACUGUUCCAUGUCCCUACAUGCAGAGGUCUUGUUGACUAACUAGGCUGUGGAAGCAGAUGGCAUGUCACAAACUGUUAAAAUCAUUCAAAAACUGCAAAGAACUAAAAGCUGCUAAUCUUUAAAAAUAAGCUUAAGCAAAUCAGUCUUCCUAUUAAGAGUUUCAAUCUUGAUUGUUAUUUUUUUCCUUUUGUAAAUUAGAGAAAAUGCUUGUCUGCCGUUAUCCUAGGGUCCUUAGAGAGAACAGAAGCUUUAGCACACUGUGCCAGGACGGACAGUAUGUGAAGCAGCUGGAUCUCAUGGUUCACUUGUAGUACUGGGAUUAAUUCCAGUAAAAAGCAAUGAUGCAAUUAAAGUUCUGAAGUUAUGUUUCUGGGAAGUUGCCACUAGUUGCCAGAUCUUGAGAACUGCAGGGCAACAGUUGAGAAACAAGUAGUGCUUGUGAGUGUAUCUACAGAGGAUUUAAAGUAACUUAGAUAUUGUUAUACUGCUGUAAUUGAAUGUAUUUGCCUGGAAUACCAGUGUCCCAGCAGUAGAACGGUGUACAGUUACUUAUCACAGACUGGGAAGACCAAAAACACAUAACAUAAAAAAUGGAGAUGGAACUGGCACACACUGAGAAUGUGGCAAAAAUGAUUAUUUUUUAUUUUUUUUAGAUUGGAUAGGAGAUCUGACUGAACUUGAGAACUAAAAUAAGGUUAAUCAAACUCUCUUAGGAAAAUGAUUUCACUGUUCUUGCUAAACCACUGCAAAAUCAAUCAGUACGUAAUCCCAUAGGAAAAAACAGAGACUGUUCUUAUUGGGACAAAAUAAAGCUCUGUCUAGCUCCGGCUCUUGUUAUUGACAGCAAUCAGGAGCGGAUGCUUAGGAAAAAAUGAGGGAUAGCAUGGACCAGUGGGUGUAGUUCCAGCUAGAAAUUAGGAUGCUAAACUAGAAUUUAUGUAUGUUCUCUGGUAAGGCAAAUCUGCGGAGAGGUUUUUACGGAAAUGUACUGUUCUCCUUGUGGGCAGAAAGUCAGGAUGUUUCUCUGCAUUUUACUCUUCUGCUCUGUGUAUCACCUGCAUUUACUUUAGUAUUUUUAGUGUCUGGAAGUAUGCCUGCGUGAUAAUGAACAAACAUUUAGUCAUGGCCCUCAAGAGUUUUCAAGCUUGAAGUAGUUUUAGAUAUGGCAUAGAAAAUUAUGGUGACAAACAACUUAUCAGAUGAAAUGAAGUACGAAGAUUUAGGGAGCAAAUAAUGGGAUUGCUUUAAGUACCAAUUUAAUCUUCUUUCAGAUAUGAUGAUGCUUGAAUGCGAGCAUUAUUAUAGUCUUCCAAAGAGCAGAUCUUUCACUGGUUCUCCCUGUUUUAGGAAAUUGAUACGAGUGAUUUUUCCACUUAUCAAGGAUAAGCCAUUGAGGUGCUGAUAAGAACAAAUCAGAGAUUUUCUUUAAUUGCACAAAAGUCGUGUGUAUUACACACUGAAUCCAGUGCUGGUUGUUUCUCUCCCAUCCUGCUGCAGUAGAAGAGAACAGGAAGAUUUGAUAGAGAGAGGUCUGUCACUGGAAGAAAAUCAGAAAAGAGCUUUUUCUGAGGAUAACCUCUAACAGCUAUGGGUUAGCAUGGCUGACCAAAACCAGGUAAAUGUUUCAAGUAAGUGGCAUCAAAUGGAAAUAUUUCUGAGCACGUUUACAUAUUGCUAGUAGCUACCAGAAGAACUGUUUUCUGUCAUGGUAAUAAGUAAAACUGCUCCUCUGAGUGUCUUGUUUAAAAACAAGCAAGUGAAACCAAACCUGCUGCCCACUUGCUUAUGGUAGCAGUUUGGAAUUGAUCCUACAUCUGAAUUAGAUCCUGCCUACUAGCAAAAGUUGGCAGAGAAUUGUUUUAAAAAAACAAACCAACCAACCCCCAAUUGCUGUGGACAAAGUGCUUGAACUGAAUUUGUCUAAUCUGGAAUGAAUUCUGUUACUCUUCUUGGAAAAAAUGACAUGAGUGGCUUUUUACUGCAGCACAGUGUUAAUUUAAGGCUGUGUUGUUCCAAUUAUGAUUUUAAAAAAAUAAUUAGUGUAUGUUUUGUUGAUUUUCUGUUUUAAAACCCUGUGCUCAUUUUCCAUCCUUUAAAGGCCUGUUUACUGAUCCCCAUUUAGUAUAAGGGUUUGCUGUUAAUUUAGAAAAAAGGCAGGAUAUGCUCAGUCUUCAGUUGAGUUUGAACAAGGUGUCUCUCUGCUUUAGCUGUCUUUUCUAUGGGAACAAAUAUAAGAAUUAUAGACCGCAAUUCUGUAAACGCAUAUUAAUAGAUUUGCCUUUUACAGUGCGAGAUCAGGCUUCAGGUGGUCACGUACCCAGUAGUCAGGUGGCUGUAUUUCAAGACCAUUACCUAUUUGAGUCUCGAUGCCAGCUUUGGGCGUUGCGGAGAUGCAGCGAUAGAUCACAUUUUGCCCUGAUUGCGUACUUCUGCCUUUCUGCCUGUGUUGUCUGCCCUUUACAGAUAGAUUCAGUCUUUCAAGUUUGUGAUCUGCAUGGGGUAGUAUUUCAGUUUUGUAAGACUGUGUGUGUAUAUAAUUACUAGAUACAUGCAUGCACUUGCGAUGCAUAUCUGAUAUAGCUACAGGUGUUUUGCAGUGUAGCUGCGAGAACAACAACUCUACGUUUUCAUUUAUUUGAUGUUUUUCCAUUUACUGAUACAGGUAAUGGUAUCUGAGAGAACACAACUCAGUAAGCUGGAGGCCUACAGAAUUUCAAUUGGCUGUGCAGGACCUUGGCAUUUUGCUAGCUAGGACCAGGUGGGAAUAUAGCUGUUAAAAGACAGAGCAAAGUUAGAAAUUCUAAAGCUUAAAGGUAACUCAUCUAUUAAUCCCCUACCAGGGACUGUGAAGUCCAAAUUAGGUGAAAAUACCCUCUGAUUUCUCAAAUUGAGGCUUUUGGUCAUUUUUAUCAUUGCAACAAGCUUAGAUUAAAACCAACAUUCAAAAAAAGUGUUUCCUAACCACAGAGUGAGCUUUCUCACUCUCAGCAAUUACAUACUUCUUAAUUCUCUUUCAGGCUGUGGACUAAAAGUCCCAGUAUCUACGUAUCUUAUUUUAAAAGAAAUGAGAGUAGAGAGGACUGUAGCCGUAAGUCUUGUCUGCUUUCAUAAAAUGGCACUUUUAGUCCAAUGAUUACCUCUGCCAGAAACCUUACUCUAAAGUGCAUUUUCCCACACAAACUUUCUCCCUAUUUUAUCUUCUGAUGUAUGUCUGAAAGUUUAUAAAGCUUUAAAGAGACAGAGAGGCGGUGUCUACAAAUCAUGUCUGAUUUUUGUGGGGGUGAGUUUCUAUGUAAAUUUGUCGCUUGGGUUCAGCUGCUUUACUCACCCUCAUUCUCUCCUGUGUCGAAUGUUAGAUGACACAGACUUUGAAUCCCCCGCUGUCAAAGGAUUUUUCUUUCCAAGACUAGGAUUCCACUGACAGCUGAGCCUGAAAAAAACCCCUUAAUUUCUCCAGAUUAGAAAACAACAUAUAUUUUUAUAGAAAUGUAAUUGUAUAUUUUAAAAACCAGUUUCCUGCGGCUUCUCCACAUGUAUUUUCCCCCUUGUAGUUCAGAUUUGAUAUAAACUUUUUUGUGUUCAUUCUUUUUAUGUUCUGUUUUUAAAUUUGUAGUCAAAGCUUUGGUGUACUGUACAGGAGCAGUCAGCCUUUGUAAUUACUGUAUAAAUGCUUUAUAAUAAAGUAUAUUACUUUUAUUUUAACAAGUGAGCAGACACUUCCUUUUGUGUGUUUGCUGCCUAGGGCACCUUUUAAGACUGUUACAUGUUUAAAAUGUACAUAUAUAAAUAUAUUUACCUGUUGCUGUACAGUUGUGAUAGACUGGACUGAAUUUAUUUUUUGUGUGCUUUUUUAUAAAAUAUUAAUACACUAAAGGAAAUCUUGCUGAUGUGAUUGUAAUGUACUAUGUAACUUAUUUACUUAAUAUCCUCUAUAUAUCUAAAAACCCUUUUAUUAA